AUGGACGCGCCUUCAACUGCGGCACCUGCGUCAACCACAUUUGCUGAAGGCUUUUCGGAAGCAGGUAUCACUGGAUCCCGGUAUGACGCAUUGCUGCGGCAGAUCGUGCAGCUGAAUACAGACCUGCAGAAAACCGCGGCUCUCAGUCAAACGCUACAGCGUGAGCGAGAUGACGCCCAGCAGCUCAGCUCAAAGCUGAAGUGCGAGGUUUCGCGUCUACAGGAUCGCUGCGACAAGAUGCAGCUCAUGCUUGUCCAAGAAACAGAGCAAAAGAUUGAGUCAGAUAGGAAACAUGAAGAGCUGAUUGCAAAAUGGAAGAAACAGCUGGAGAUGAAGGCACGGGCAUUUGAUUCAUUACAAAAAAAGUUUGCACCUCCGAAGGAUCUUGAGCAGCUCCGUAUAAAAAUCCAGGAAGAGUUAGAGGGUCCAUUUCAUCAACGAGUGAAUAAUUUGCAAGAUGAGUUGGAACGUCAACGUCAAGUGAGCUUUGAAAUGCAGCGCGAAUUUGAAGCGAUUAAAGCGGAGUACGAGCAAUCAACAAUCGAUCAUGAUAACGAGAUGGAGUGCAUUCGAGAAACAUAUGAAGUGACGAUGGGUGAUUUGAAACGCAAGUUGCAACUUGCCGAAGAAAUGGCUGCUAACUCACAGCUUGCUGAAAGUUUUCGAAAGCUAGAACAGCAACGAGAUGCAACAGAUAUUGAAGUGAAGGCUUUACGUAGCGAAGUUCAAGAAGCACGGGAAGAGCUACAACGAGUAUGCCACCAAAAAGAUAUUGAACAAAGCUCAUUUGAGAUGCGCUUAGCGGACGAGGCGACACGAAUUGCAACAUUGGAACUAGAUCUAAAGACUUCCGAGCGUCAGCUUACUAAAGCAAAGGAUGAGUGCGAAAAUUUACGCCUUAAAUGGAAUAAUACAGAGAGCACAUUUCUCGAAUCAAGAUCAGAGACUGAAAAUUUACGAGAGCAACUCAAGCAGAAAGAAGCUGCCACAGUCAGCUGCCACAAUCUGCUCUCGAUGAAAUUUCGAGACGAGCGAGCCACCUGGGAACGAGAACAGACCAGCCUCAAGGAUCGUAUUCAUGUGUUGUCGCUUAAGCUUCAAGCAGCUGAAGCAGCGGCUCAAUCAAGUUCGAGUGCAGCUGCUAAAGCCAAAGAAGAUUUGAACAACAGCGUAGAAAACUCUCUUUUGAUAAAAUCUCAAGACGAAGAACUAAAGAGUUUUCGAGGAAUCGUUGCAGAGGCAGAAAAAAAAAUUGUUGCACUAGAGAAAGCGUUGUCUCAGUGCCAGCAUGACUUCGAUGAAGCCACUCAUAAAUUUCAAACGGAGAAGGGCAAAUUUGAGAAAGUGGUUGAGGCUCUUAAUACUGAAAAGAAACUUUUGACAGACAAGCAAGCUUCGUACCACGAGCUGACUUCUCGGAUGAAGACAGAGUGCAUUACACUGCGCACCAAGCUUAAGGAAGCUGAAAAUGACUAUCACACACUUCAGCUAAAGCACAGAGAAACUAUCCAAUAUCAGGAAGAGAUGCAGCUUGAAAGAGAAGAGGCUUUGGCAAAGUUAAAAUAUACAGAGCAGGACUACGCUAUGCUUACUGAACAGCUUGACAGAGCGAAACAAAAUCAUGCGACAGUGGCAGAAGAGCUAAAUGAAAAAUGCAAGAAGCUUGAAAAAGAUUCUCAAGCUCAUCGUGUGGCGCUGCAACGAGAAACUCACGCAGCUUUGUCAAAAGCAAUCAAAGAGCUGAAUAAAUCGAAAAAAAAAUGUGAAGCUUACAAGCUCAAGUGUUUGGAGAUUCAUGGAAAAUUCAAGCAACAUGUCGAGGAGGUGAAUAGCAAAGAAGAAAAGCUGCGUCAGGACAGGCAGGAGCACGCAGCGGAGCUGCGUCAGUUACUUAAUCAGCUAUCUGAGGCGGAAAACGAAAAGACGGCUCUAAUGCAGCGUCAGAUUGAGCUCGGAUUCCCGCCGCCGAGCACCAUCAUCAAAAAGUUUGCAGUAUCGCAAGAGUGA
Plasmopara halstedii is the source of this 2007-nucleotide messenger RNA. RefSeq lists its product as uncharacterized. The record is from RefSeq and is a predicted model, not a curated record. The transcript is spliced from 14 exons. Bases 1 to 2007 code for a protein of 668 amino acids. NCBI's taxonomy places the organism in Eukaryota, Oomycota, Peronosporomycetes, Peronosporales, Peronosporaceae.